AUGAUGUCGUUCACCGCAGAAGAACUGAUGAGCUUCGCGUACGAAGUGGACUUCGGAGUGCCCGAGUGGCUCAAGAUCUACUAUCACAUCAUUGCGGCCAUUUCCACGAUUCUCUCCGGAUUCUCAAUGUAUAUUAUCCUGUACCAAAGCGGCAAAAUGGAUGGAUUCAAGUUUUAUCUGUUUUAUAUGCAGGUGAGCUUCUGAAACCUAGUGGCCCGCACUCCUAAGAUCACAAUAGCUAUUGUUGUGAGAGCCAUAACUUCCAAGAGCUACAGUAAUCUUGGUAUAAAAGUGGUGAUACAAAAACGUGGUCAACUAGAACAGUGAUGUACUAGGUUUUCUUUUGCAGUUCGCCGGAUGGAUAAUGGAUCUUCAUCUGUCGACGCUCAUGCAGUUCGUGCCACUUUUCCCGGUGUUUGGCGGCUACUGCACCGGCGUUCUCACCACUGUUUUCGGAAUUGAUGACUCUUUUCAGACGGUAUGACUCAGUCGUUCAUUUGACCGGAAUGACGGGGAUCAUUGAACGAAAAGAGUUGUAGACGGAAACAAUUCCAGACGUUCACCGCCUUCUGCAUCUGUCUCGUCGCCAGCGCCCUCAACAGUUGCUUCGUGCGCAAACAUCAGGCGAUUGCGAAGAUCAGCCAGAAGCUGCUUCUCGAUGACUUCCAAUUCGGCGUCGUUCUCAUUCUGCUCAACCUCUUCCCAAUCAUCGCCGCCGCGUUCCUCUACCUGAGCAUGCUCAACAAAACGGAUCAAGUGGCGCUCAUUCACGAGGUCUAUCCGAAUCUCGUCAAGAGCUUCUCGGCUCUCCCCAACUACGUCGUCUUCGACUCCAACUUCUGGGCCAUCGUCACGUUCGCCUUCAUCUUCUUCGGCUGCACCUACACCGUCGUUCUCGUCGUUUCCACCACGUAUCACAUGUUCCAAAUUCUCGAAGACAAUCGGAAGCACAUCAGUUCGGCAAACUACGCGAAGCAUCGUGCCACGUUGCGAAGUCUCCUCGCUCAGUUUUCCACGUGUUUUCUGAUCAUCGGGCCUGCCACGUUGUUCUCUAUUCUGGUGGUUACCCGAUAUGAACACUGUCAGGGUAGGGAGUUCGAACCCAUCAGAUCCCCCGGACCAUUAUUAUUUCAGUGGCCACCCACUGGAUCCUCGUCGCUCUGACUCUUCACUCGAGCGGAAAUGCCGUCGUUAUGAUCAUCACUUAUCCGCCGUACAGGAGCUACGUGAUGGUGUGGAGGUCCAAUCGGCAAGUCCUCGGCGGGAAAGACAGCGUUUUCUGAUGUUUCUCUUUUCAGGUCUUUCCACUUUUCAAAUGUGCAGCGCUCUUCGGACGGCAACAACUUAUCGAGGAUUCAAACGGAAAGGAGCAUCGCGGUCACCAUUGCACCAUGA
This is a messenger RNA of Caenorhabditis sp. 36 PRJEB53466, 1395 nucleotides long. The record is from the annotation of a GenBank genome assembly. Lineage: Eukaryota; Metazoa; Nematoda; Chromadorea; Rhabditida; Rhabditidae.